GUUGGCGUUUAUCAUCUGGCUUACCUGGGUACUUGAUCUCACUGAGAUGGCUGGGCAGGGCGGAGAGGGCAUCUGGAAGGGGAAGUGGUGCACAUCUGGCUGGCUGAGAGGUAGCACGGGCGAUCUUUCGGCGAAGUAGUUGGAUAGCAUUCUACUUUUUCUUGAAUAUGAUUUGCAGCAACGGCGUCCUGUUCCUUGCAGUUCCGAGCGUGAGGUUGGGUCGCCACGCUGCGAGGCUUGCGGCCGGCCCGGAGCGUGAUUCGCUGCUCGACGUCGCCCUCGGCACUAGCUGCCCCAGCAGCACGACGGAGGGUGUGCGGUGCGUCUCUUUGGUGGCUCGCGGUGCCUGGCGGAUGUCGGGGAGGUCAGCAACUCAGCAGGCCGGGGACCAGCAGCGCGCGCCCGGCCUGAAACGCAUCAGCAGGGCCUGCAGAUGUUUGAUAAGCCGGGGGCUCGAGAGUCGCCAUUUGCCAUUACCCCCAGGCUAGCUGUAAUCGCAUUGGCCGGCGCCGCGGAUGCUGCUGCCAAGGGCACCCGGCCGGCAUCCAUGC
Messenger RNA from Trematosphaeria pertusa, 551 nucleotides. RefSeq lists its product as uncharacterized. Bases 168 to 488 code for a protein of 106 amino acids. The record is from RefSeq and is a predicted model, not a curated record. Lineage: Eukaryota; Fungi; Ascomycota; Dothideomycetes; Pleosporales; Trematosphaeriaceae. The transcript has a single exon.